Malaclemys terrapin pileata is the source of this 2252-nucleotide messenger RNA. It is a transcript of the gene SLC3A1, whose product is annotated as solute carrier family 3 member 1. Gene Ontology annotation, biological process: carbohydrate metabolic process; amino acid transport. The record is from RefSeq and is a predicted model, not a curated record. Bases 64 to 2103 code for a protein of 679 amino acids. The transcript has 10 exons. NCBI's taxonomy places the organism in Eukaryota, Metazoa, Chordata, Testudines, Emydidae.
UAUGUUGCCACCUCUCCUAGCUUCAGCAAGACUUCUCAUAAGGACAAGACGUUCUAACUAAAAAUGGCUGAGGAGGAAAGUAAGAGCUUCUCUGUUGAGCUGAGUGAGAAAGGAGGUAUAGAAAACAAAGGAUUUGUUCAAAAUGAGACGCUUAAUGAAUGCAAUGCCAACAGCCAAGAGGAGAUACCAGAAACAUGCGCUGUUGGCAUCAACUCAGCAACUGUGCAGAACCAGGACUGUGAAGUUUUGAAGCCCUUUGCAGGAAUGCCUAAGGAAGUCUUGCUUAAAUUCUCAAGUCAGGCACGGUACAAAGUCACCAGAGAGAUCCUCUUCUGGCUCAUAAUUGCAUCUACACCAGUGCUUGUCGGUGCUACAAUUGCAAUUGUUGCCGUGUCGCCAAAGUGCCUAGGUUGGUGGCAAGCUAGUCCCAUUUAUCAGAUCUACCCACGUUCAUUUAAGGACACCAACAAGGAUGGGAAUGGUGAUCUGAAAGGUAUCCAAGAAAAACUGGAUCAUAUCAUGUAUUUAAAUAUAAAAACAAUCUGGAUUACUUCUGUUUAUAAAUCACCCUUAAAAGACUUUGGGUAUGGAGUUGAAGACUUCCGGGAUGUUGAUCCUAUGUUUGGAACGAUGAGGGAUUUCGAAAACCUGAUUGCAGCUAUACAUGACAAAGGUUUAAAGGUGAUAAUGGAUUUAAUACCAAACCACACAAGUGACAAACACAGUUGGUUUCAGCUGAGUCGCAAUCGGACUGGGAAGUAUGCGGAUUACUACAUCUGGCAUGACUGUGCACACACUGAUGGGACAAUCACUCCUCCCAACAACUGGGUGAGUGUUUAUGGGAAUUCCAGUUGGCAAUAUGAUGAGGUGAGAAAGCAAUGUUAUUUUCACCAGUUUGGGAAAGAACAACCAGAUUUAAACUUCCGCAACUCCGCUGUGCUAGAAGAAAUCCAUGAUAUUAUCAAAUUUUGGCUUGGCAAAGGCAUCGAUGGGUUUAGUAUCAACACUGUUAAAUUUCUUCUUGAAGCAACACACCUGAGAAAUGAACCUCAAGUGAAUAAAUCCCAAAAUCCGGAGAGUAUCUCAGCAUAUUCUGAGCUGUAUCAUGACUACACCACCACCCAAGUCGGCAUGCAUGAUAUUGUCCGCAGUUUCCGGCGCACCCUGGAUAAAUUCAGCAAUGAGCCUGGCCGAUACAGGUUUAUGGGAACUGAAGCCAAUAACCAGGAAAACAUCGAAGCAACAAUGAUGUAUUAUGGAACAUCUUUUAUCCAAGAAUCAGAUUUCCCCUUCAACUUCUACCUAAUUAACAUGGAAAACCUCUCAGGAAAUAGUAUUUUUGAAACUGUGUCUUUGUGGAUGAAGAAUAUGCCCAAAGGAAAAUGGCCAAAUUGGGCGGUUGGAGACCCUAGCACUGCUCGAAUUACGUCUCGGAUUGGAAAAGAAUACACUAAUGUCAUAAAUAUGCUCCUUUUAACUCUUCCUGGGACACCUACAACUUAUUAUGGUGAAGAAAUAGGAAUGGAAAAUAUUGCAACUGAAAAUGUGACCUUCCCAGAGAAGUCACCCAUGCAGUGGAAUGGCAAUCUUCAUGCCGGCUUCAGUGAGGGUAACUUAAGCUGGUUACCUGUUAAUCUGGACUACCAAAAUGUAAAUGUCGAAGUUCAAAAGACUCAACCUAACUCAACACUGAAUCUAUAUCGAGAGCUAAAUUUACUUCGCAACAAUGAGCUGCCCAUUCAUAGGGGAUGGAUGUGCUACAUUUGGAAUGACAGCAAUGUUUUUGUGUAUCUGAGGGAAUUAGAUGGAUUAGACAAAGUCUUUAUAAUGGUUCUCAAUUUUGGACAGGAAUCAAUCAUAGACCUGAAAGCUGUAGUUUCUGAGCUUCCGUCUGAAGCUACCAUAAGGCUAAGCACUAAUUUUAGCAACACUGGUAAAGUUGUAAAUACCAAAACAAUUAAAACUGAAAAGGGGGAAGGAAUUGUCCUUGAGUAUAAAACAAGGAAGACAGUUCAUACUAUGGAAACUUUCCAAGGGAAGUGUUUUGUGGCUGAAAAAGCAUGUUAUUCUAGUGCCUUGAAUAUACUCUACAUGCAUUGCUAAGCGCUAGGGCAUGUAGGAAAUUUUGUUUUAUGCAUUUAAGGCAGGAAAGGUUGAUUUCAGGUAAAUACUGUGAAUAGUGUGGCAAUGGCUUUUUAAACUUGCUGGUUUUUGUAUUAAAUGAACAGCAGCCCAUAAACAAACUAAUAUGG